AUGAUGUUAAUCCUUCUUUGGUCCGAAGCUGCUGUCAGAAUCCUUCUUGGGUCCGAAGCUGCUGUCAGAAUCCUUCUUUGGUCCGAAGCUCAUGAUGUUGUCAGAAUCCUUUUUGGGUCCGAAGCUGCUGUCAGAAUCCUUCUUGGGUCCGAAGCUGCUGUCAGAAUCCUUCUUUGGUCCGAAGCUGCUGUCAGAAUCCUUCUUUGGUCCGAAGCUGCUGUCAGAAUCCUUCUUGGGUCCGAAGCUGCUGUCAGAAUCCUUCUUUGGUCCGAAGCUCAUGAUGUUGUCAGAAUCCUUCUUGGGUCCGAAGCUGCUGUCAGAAUCCUUCUUGGGUCCGAAGCUGCUGUCAGAAUCCUUCUUUGGUCCGAAGCUCAUGAUGUUGUCAGAAUCCUUCUUUGGUCCGAAGCUGCUGUCAGAAUCCUUCUUUGGUCCGAAGCUGCUGUCAGAAUCCUUCUUGGGUCCGAAGCUGCUGUCAGAAUCCUUCUUUGGUCCGAAGCUCAUGAUGUUGUCAGAAUCCUUCUUUGGUCCGAAGCUGCUGUCAGAAUCCUUCUUUGGUCCGAAGCUGCUGUCAGAAUCCUUCUUGGGUCCGAAGCUGCUGUCAGAAUCCUUCUUUGGUCCGAAGCUCAUGAUGUUGUCAGAAUCCUUUUUGGGUCCGAAGCUGCUGUCAGAAUCCUUCUUGGGUCCGAAGCUGCUGUCAGAAUCCUUCUUUGGUCCGAAGCUGCUGUCAGAAUCCUUCUUUGGUCCGAAGCUGCUGUCAGAAUCCUUCUUGGGUCCGAAGCUGCUGUCAGAAUCCUUCUUUGGUCCGAAGCUCAUGAUGUUGUCAGAAUCCUUCUUGGGUCCGAAGCUGCUGUCAGAAUCCUUCUUGGGUCCGAAGCUGCUGUCAGAAUCCUUCUUUGGUCCGAAGCUCAUGAUGUUGUCAGAAUCCUUCUUUGGUCCGAAGCUGCUGUCAGAAUCCUUCUUUGGUCCGAAGCUGCUGUCAGAAUCCUUCUUGGGUCCGAAGCUGCUGUCAGAAUCCUUCUUUGGUCCGAAGCUCAUGAUGUUGUCAGAAUCCUUUUUGGGUCCGAAGCUGCUGUCAGAAUCCUUCUUGGGUCCGAAGCUGCUGUCAGAAUCCUUCUUUGGUCCGAAGCUGCUGUCAGAAUCCUUCUUUGGUCCGAAGCUGCUGUCAGAAUCCUUCUUGGGUCCGAAGCUGCUGUCAGAAUCCUUCUUUGGUCCGAAGCUCAUGAUGUUGUCAGAAUCCUUCUUGGGUCCGAAGCUGCUGUCAGAAUCCUUCUUGGGUCCGAAGCUGCUGUCAGAAUCCUUCUUUGGUCCGAAGCUCAUGAUGUUGUCAGAAUCCUUCUUUGGUCCGAAGCUGCUGUCAGAAUCCUUCUUUGGUCCGAAGCUGCUGUCAGAAUCCUUCUUGGGUCCGAAGCUGCUGUCAGAAUUCUUCUUUGGUCCGAAGCUCAUGAUGUUGUCAGAAUCCUUCUUGGGUCCGAAGCUGCUGUCAGAAUCCUUCUUGGGUCCGAAGCUGCUGUCAGAAUCCUUCUUUGGUCCGAAGCUGCUGUCAGAAUCCUUCUUGGGUCCGAAGCUGCUGUCAGAAUCCUUCUUGGGUCCGAAGCUGUUGUCAGAAUCCUUCUUUGGUCCGAAGCUCAUGAUGUUGAAUUCCAGGUGAACUUCUGGCUCGAAGAACUCUUGUUGUUCCAUGCUUUCGAACUCGUCAAAAAGCCAACCACUUACAUCCAUGAUGAUCGCAGCAUAUUUAGCGCUCAAGUUGUUCAGAACAUUGUAUUCAUAAAGAUAGGACAAAUCGAAGUCCAUUCCGCAUCCGUUGUCAUCACAUUGACAUUCCUGUUCGUCAAGGAUCCAUAG
Messenger RNA from Caenorhabditis bovis, 1845 nucleotides. The record is from the annotation of a GenBank genome assembly. Lineage: Eukaryota; Metazoa; Nematoda; Chromadorea; Rhabditida; Rhabditidae.